UAGGAUUAAAUAAUUCUUACAGCUCAACAUAUAUAAAUUAAUAGCCUCAUGCUUCUCCAUCUCCUACUAUAUAUUCACUAAUACUAAUUAAUCAACCAUCGUUUCAAAGUGCUCUUCCUUGUACGUCUCUCAUGCAAAAAUUGACACAAUUUGGAACGAACAAUUAUUAGGUUUGGUGCAUCUCGAUUAAUUCACCAGGUAUAUGAUAUCUGCUACCAUCACGGAUAUUAAAUUCUACUAAAGUUUAGACAGAUUUAAAAAAAAAAACUAUAAUUUUGGAUCUCUUAUUGAAUUUUGGACACUCACGACGACGGGCGGUACAUGUGUUUUGGUGAAUAAUUUGUGUAUAUGCAGAUGAAGAAAUCCGUCCGAGCGUACUUGAAUAGUCCAAUGGGUCCUAAAACAACUCACUUUUGGGGUCCUAUGGCCAAUUGGGGAUUUGUAAUCUCUGGAAUGAUGGAUACAAAAAAGACCCCAGACGCAAUAUCUGGCAACAUGACUGCAGUGUUGUGUAUAUAUUCGAUGUUGUGUAUGAGAUUUGCAUGGAUGGUGAGGCCUCGAAAUUAUAUGCUGCUAGCUUGCCAUGCUGCUAAUGAAUCUGUACAACUCUACCAAAUUUCUCGUUGGCUUCGCUAUAGGAACCUCCAACCAAAGGAAAAGGCAGCGGCUUCUGAUUAAUUACGAAAUAGCACGGAUUUAAGUAUUAUUUUUGUUAUGAUUGAUGUAACAUAAAAUUUGAAGAGACAAUCAAAAUUCUAAUAUGAUUUUUAAUAUUUUAAGUUGUUAA
This is a messenger RNA of Solanum pennellii, 787 nucleotides long. RefSeq names its product mitochondrial pyruvate carrier 1-like. Gene Ontology annotation, biological process: pyruvate import into mitochondria. NCBI's taxonomy places the organism in Eukaryota, Viridiplantae, Streptophyta, Magnoliopsida, Solanales, Solanaceae. Gene Ontology annotation, cellular component: mitochondrial inner membrane. The transcript has 5 exons. The record is from RefSeq and is a predicted model, not a curated record. Bases 349 to 678 code for a protein of 109 amino acids.